CCCGGCUUGUGCAGGGAAGGGAGUGAGGCGAACAUGGCUGAAAGCAGCCGGGGUGGCCCAACGUGCGGCGGGGUGGGCGGCAGACAGGAUCCCAUGUCCAGCGCUGGCGGCAGCAACUUUCCAGAGUACGAGCUUCCCGAGCUAAACACGCGCGCUUUCCACGUGGGUGCCUUCGGGGAGCUGUGGCGUGGCCGGCUGCGCGGGUCAGGGGACUUGUCGCUGAAGGAGCCGCCGGCACCCGCACUGCCCGGGCGCCGAGGGGUCGCCGACGCCGGCCGGGAGGAUGCCGCGGUGGCCCGGGAUCUGGGCUGCAACCUGGAGGCGGCAGCGGAGCUGAGAGCGGUGUGCGGCCUCGAUAAACUGCAGUGCCUUGAAGAAGGCGAGGAUCCGGAAGUCAUCCCAGAGGAUACUGACCUAGUGACUUUGGGGGUUAGAAAGAAGCUCCUAGAACAUCGGGAAGAAACCAUAACAAUAGAUCGGGUCUGCAGACAAGAAACAUUUGCUUACGAGAUGGAGUCACAUGCCAUAGGAAAAAAGCCUGAAAAUCCCACAGACAUGAUUGAAGAAGGGGAGCUUAUCCUGUCUGUGAAUAUCUUGUACCCUGUUAUUUUUCAUAAGCACAAAGAACACAAACCAUAUCAGACGAUGCUGGUAUUGGGCAGUCAGAAGCUUACAGAACUGAGAGAUUCAAUCUGCUGUGUCAGUGACCUCCAGAUUGGUGGGGAAUUCAGCAACACUCCUGAUCAAGCCCCUGAGCACAUCAGUAAAGACCUCUACAAGUCAGCCUUCUUCUAUUUUGAAGGAACGUUUUACAAUGAUAGAAGAUACCCCGAGUGCAGGGAUUUGAGCAGAACCAUCAUUGAGUGGUCAGAGUCGCAUGAUAGAGGCUAUGGAAAGUUUCAGACUGCAAGCAUGGAAGAUUUCACCUUCAAUGACUUGUGUAUUAAACUGGGUUUUCCUUACUUAUACUGUCACCAGGGAGACUGUGAACAUGUUGUUGUCAUUACCGACAUAAGGCUUGUGCAUCGUGAUGACUGCUUGGAUAGGACACUUUAUCCCCUUCUUAUCAAAAAGCAUUGGCUAUGGACCAGAAAAUGUUUUGUUUGUAAAAUGUACACAGCCAGAUGGGUGACAAACAAUGACAGUUUUGCACCUGAGGACCCAUGUUUCUUUUGUGAUGUUUGCUUCCGAAUGCUCCACUAUGAUUCAGAAGGCAACAAACUGGGGGAAUUCCUCGCCUAUCCUUAUGUUGAUCCUGGAACCUUUAACUAAUAACAAGUGUACCCUUGUGAAAUAACUACGCUUGGAUGGUGACUUUAUUUCCAAGAAAUGCCACUACGGAGCAGGAUCCACUUGAAACAAUCAGCUAAAGUUACCACCGCCCCCCAACCCCCAAAGUUCAAAUCACAGAUUGUCUUACAAAGUAACUUGAUUGCAUUUAGAUGUUUAGAAAUAAAUUAAAUUACUUUAGUAUUUAUUCCAAAGUACAGUUUUCAGUUAGUGCUUUUUGCCCAUUUUUAAGUGAGUUGUUUAUCUUAUUGAGUUGUAGGAGUGUUUUAUAUAUUCUGAAUAUAAAUACUUUGUCAGAUACAUGUAUUCUGAUUUUCUCCCAGUCUGUGGCUUGCCUAUUCAUUCUGUAUCCAGAGUACGUUUUGCUCAUCUAUCAUUAGCAAAAUUCAAUGAAUAAUACAUCAAGUGGUGGCAGUUUUGAAAAUUCUUUGAAGAAUGUGAGAGCUACACCUUGUACCAUUGAGGCUUCCAAGGUUGUCUUAAAUGUGACUGAACUCCACAUUCCCUGGAUGACUAAGAACAUUUACCAUAUAAAUCAAAAACUGAUGAAGACUGUCUAAGCCUGUCUGUCUGAAACAUUGACAGUGAAAUGUUUUAUGGACUUAAAUGCCACAUAGCCGAUUAAGUCACCUGUUGUGUAGAGGACAAGCGCCUGUUUCCGGUAUGUCUAGCGGUGUUCUCAGUCACUGAUUAAGUCAGUACACUGGCUUAUGUUACUGCGUCAAUUUUUACUUUCAUGUUUCCAGUUAUGCUCAAUUUAACAGAUUGAAAAUUCUGCUGGAAAACCAUAGAUUUAUGCAAUUUCCAAAAGUUCCACAGGUAAAAAUGCAUUUUUGCUUCCUUUAUUUUUACACUGCAUUCCUCAUAGGUCUUGCAUUAAUUAGUAUGCAAGGGUCUGUGCACUUUUAUUCAUUCUCAUCAUUUCAUAUUCUCAAAAUGGCAAAUCCCAGGAAGUGAACUGUCAUAAUGGAAGCAUUAAUCCACAUGUGGUGCCAAUCAAUUCCUAAAAGGAAGAUUGUCAGUUAAAACAUUAACUGCUGUUGAAAUUCUUGUUGUAUCAUUUAUUGAGAAUGUUAUCCUGCUGGUUCUUAAGGUUAACUUUUUAACUGAAGUUACAAAGGCUCAGAUACCUUUGUCUUAUCGUUUCCUGGUGAAAUGUAGAAAGGAAAAGCUAACUAGGUUACUCCUAGAAUUUGCCACUGUAUCAGUUAUACAGGUCUCCCACCAAGUUCAAGUCAAAAGAAGCUCCUGAAUUUGAAAUAGGCAUAAAAGAUGUCUUGAAUCAGGGAUUUUAUACCUGCGAAAUUCAGUAUUAAACACAACAUGACUGAGUACAUCUACAAAGAAAAAAGCAAAUAUGAAACUGUCAUGAAUUUUCAACAUCCUCUGUAGUUUGAACCGAAUUAGAUUUUGAUAAAAUAGUGGAUGGUCAUGCAUGAAAUCACUACUUAGGUAUUUAUUUCCUUAAACAUCUUUUUCAGGCUUCAGUAUGCUUAAAGGAUAAUUUGACCUUUGUUCCAUUUAUCAUUACAUAGCACAAAUAUAAACACAUUUCUACCUAUAAAGAAGCUUCAUUUCUUAAGGUGUAAUGAUGGGUUUGCUAUUUCCAAUAGAUCAUCCGUUCUCUAGCCAAUGGGACAAAAUAAGUUGUUAGCGGAGCCUUCGCUUUUGUAUAGGACUAGAUGGCAGACUUCAUCUUGACCUGACAUCUUGAGCCAGGUAAGUG
Messenger RNA from Equus caballus (horse), 3016 nucleotides. It is a transcript of the gene SNAPC3, whose product is annotated as small nuclear RNA activating complex polypeptide 3. Gene Ontology annotation, biological process: snRNA transcription by RNA polymerase II; snRNA transcription by RNA polymerase III. Gene Ontology annotation, molecular function: RNA polymerase III type 3 promoter sequence-specific DNA binding; bent DNA binding; RNA polymerase II cis-regulatory region sequence-specific DNA binding. NCBI's taxonomy places the organism in Eukaryota, Metazoa, Chordata, Mammalia, Perissodactyla, Equidae. The record is from RefSeq and is a predicted model, not a curated record. Gene Ontology annotation, cellular component: snRNA-activating protein complex.